This is a messenger RNA of Cajanus cajan (pigeon pea), 1274 nucleotides long. RefSeq names its product peroxidase 7. Lineage: Eukaryota; Viridiplantae; Streptophyta; Magnoliopsida; Fabales; Fabaceae. The record is from RefSeq and is a predicted model, not a curated record. Gene Ontology annotation, biological process: hydrogen peroxide catabolic process; response to oxidative stress. Gene Ontology annotation, molecular function: heme binding; peroxidase activity.
UUGGUUGGAAACCUCACCAAUUUGGGUGUCAUUAAUUAACACAAAAAGAGAGAAUAUGUCCAACUCUUCCCUCCCAUCUCUUCUUCUUUUGGUUCUUUUCAUCAUUUCAACCUCAGCCCAACCUUAUGAAAACUAUGAUGAUAAGCCAACCCUUUCCUCUAGAAGUGAGUCUGUCUACUCUCUCAAAGUCCCAACAUUGGAUGAAACCACCUUCGAUAAUCUCCUAUCCUUUGGUUACUACCGUAAAAGCUGUCCCAAAUUUGAAUCCAUUCUACACAACAAAGUGAAACAAUGGAUUCAAAAGGACUACACAUUAGCAGCUAGUCUCUUGAGACUCCACUUCCAUGAUUGCUCUGUCAGGGGAUGUGAUGGGUCCAUUCUGUUGAAGCAUGAUGGAAGUGAGAGGACAGCACAAGCUAGCAAGACACUAAGAGGGUUUGAAGUGGUGGAUGAUAUCAAGGCAGAGUUAGAGAAAGAAUGCCCCAAGACGGUGUCUUGUGCUGACAUUCUCACGGCUGCUGCAAGGGAUGCCACGGUUCAGUUAGGUGGGCCUUAUUGGGCCGUUCCUUAUGGUAGGAAAGAUGGGAAGCUUUCAAUUGCUAAGGAAGCUGAAAUGGUGCCUAUGGGCCAUGAGAACAUCACUUCCUUGAUUGAGUUUUACCAAUCCAGGGGUUUGACUGUGCUUGACUUGGUUGUUCUCUCAGGGGCUCAUACAAUUGGAAGGACUUCAUGUGGCUCCAUUCAAUAUAGGCUAUACAACUACCAAGGAACUGGAAAACCAGACCCAACCCUAGAUCCCAAAUAUGUUAACUUUUUGCAAAGAAAGUGCAGAUGGGCCUCAGAGUAUGUGGAUCUUGAUGCUACAACACCAAAGACCUUUGACAAUGUGUACUAUAUUAAUCUAAAGAAGAAAAUGGGGUUGUUAUCAACUGAUCAAUUGUUAUAUUCUGAUCAAAGAACUUCUCCUCUUGUUUCUGCAUUGGCCUCGUCGCGCACUAUCUUUGAGCACCAAUUUGCGGUGGCGAUGGGAAAGCUUGGCAUUGUUGAUGUUCUCACGGACCAAGAUGAAGGAGAAAUCAGGACCAACUGCAAUUUUGUCAAUGCUUAUUGAUUAAACUCUAUGUUUGCUUCAUCCAAUGAUUUUUAAUCUGUACUUUGCACAAUUGCAUUUGUUACUCCCCACUUUCUUCUUGAUGCUAAUGCUUUGCAAUUGUUGCAUCAAUUAAUCUGCACUUUUGCUUAUGUUAUCUUUUCUUUUUCUUCUCAUUGACUUU